Molecule: messenger RNA, 1039 nt
Organism: Salvia hispanica
Lineage: Eukaryota; Viridiplantae; Streptophyta; Magnoliopsida; Lamiales; Lamiaceae
Biological process (GO): rRNA base methylation
Cellular component (GO): cytoplasm
Molecular function (GO): rRNA (uridine-N3-)-methyltransferase activity
Source: RefSeq, a predicted model, not a curated record
UAAAAAGUAGUGGGUGCAGGAUACAUGAUCGUUGGAUUCCUACUCUAUGAUUGCACGCUCACUUCAUCUUCUUUCUUCUAAAAACUUUAAAUAAAGAGUCACUGUUUUAAGUCAUAUUGACUCACUGUUUGAAGUCAUCUUGACAUGCCGAUUAAUCAGGAUUCUUGAUCGUUGGAUUCCUACUCUACACAUCGAUGAUGGGAAGAUGAAAGAUAAAUCGAAGGAGAAUCUACAAGUCGUGGUGAUUACUUAUUUGUUAUGCAGAAAUCUAGCAAGGAAGAGAUUGCUUUGAAAAUGGGAAUCCAGCAGAGUAUUAAAAGAGAGGAAGAGGAAGAAGAAAAUGUGAAUAGAUGGAUAAAGCAUUACAGUAGCAGCCACCGGAUUCUGCUGGUUGGGGAGGGAGAUUUCUCCUUCUCCACUUGUUUGGCAUCAGCUUUUGGUUGGGCUUCCAACAUGGUCGCCACAUCUCUCGACUCUCAAGGUUUUGUGGUGAAAAAUUAUGAGAGUGGUCUAUCCAAUCUAGUGGAAUUGGAAAUUAGAAAGUGCAUUGUGUUGCACGGGAUUGAUGUAACCAAAAUGGCUUCUCACACUCUCCUUGCUGGAAUCAAAUUCGACCGCAUAGUAUUCAACUUUCCGUAUGCUGGAUUUUUCAAGGAAUUGCCUCGCGAUACGCAGCUCGGGUUAGUUGCAUUAUCGCCACCCUUGUCACUUACAACACGUUUGGCUUCACAGGACAUUGGUGAGCAGGUUUAUGGAGAAUGCCAAGGAAAUGAUGAGCCAAAAUGGGGAGAUUCACAUAACUCACAAGAGUAACGGAUUCCACAGGGAGUGGAUGUUGGAGGGCCUGGCUUUGCUCCACGGUCUCAGGCUUGUGGAUACUGUGGAUUUCGACCAAGAGGAGUGGCCAGGGUAUAACACCAAGCGCGGAUUUGGGGGCGACUGCAACUUCGAUUGCAACCCUAGUAUCACCUACAAAUUUCGCCUUUGAUCUUCAAUCAUCGUGUAUCUAUGUGUAUAUAUAGUUUUUUAAGUACUCCUA